Messenger RNA from Dioscorea cayenensis subsp. rotundata (Guinea yam), 1086 nucleotides. RefSeq lists its product as uncharacterized. The transcript has a single exon. The record is from RefSeq and is a predicted model, not a curated record. Bases 1 to 1086 code for a protein of 361 amino acids. Lineage: Eukaryota; Viridiplantae; Streptophyta; Magnoliopsida; Dioscoreales; Dioscoreaceae.
AUGGAUAAGAGUUGGAUGCAUGCUAGAAAAUGGUCAUCUCAAUAUGUCGAAGGAGUGAAAAGUUUUAUGAAAUUUGUGGAAGAGAAAUUGGGUAGUCACUGUGAUAUUCAAUGCCCAUGUAUAGAUUGCUUGAAUGUGUAUAAAAAAAACCAAGGUCAAGUGUAUGAGCAUUUAUUGCUCAGAGGGAUUGAUACAUUCUACACGAUAUGGAUUCAUCAUGGAGAGCCAUCUAACUAUACAUAUGGAAGACAUGGUGGUGAGAAUGAAAAUGAUUUUGAUGCCAGUGAUAUGUCUUACAAUGAUAGGGAAGAAGAUGAUGGUAUCAAUGACAUGUUAGAUGAUUUUGGUAAUUUUAUUAAUAAUUUGGAGAGUACAACUGACAACGGUGUUUUUGUCAACCACAUAAUAACAGAGGAUGCAUUUGGGAAACUAUUAAAAGAAGCUCAACAACGCCUUUACCCUGAAUGCUCCCAAUUUUCACAAUUGUCAUUUAUUGUGAAGUUGCUCCAUUUAAAAGUUUAUAAUAAAUGGGGCAAUAAAUUAUUUGACAUGUUACUUGAAUUGUUGAAAGUUGCUUUGCCUGAAGCCAAUACACUACCUAGGUCGUAUUAUGAUGCAAAAAAUUUAUUGCGAGACUUGGGUUUAGGGUAUACAUCUAUUCAUGCAUGCAAAUAUGAUUGUACAUUGUACUGGAAAGACACUGCAGAUCGGGAAGAUUGUCUUAUUUGUGGCACAACAAGAUGGAAAAUCAAUGAUGGAAAAGGGAAGAAAAUUCCCCACAAAGUGUUGAGAUAUUUUCCGGUCAUACCAAGGUUGCAGAGAUUAUUUAUGUCAAAGAAGACUGCUACUGAUAUGAGAUGGCAUAAAGAAAAACGCGUUAAUAAUGAUACUAUCAUGCAACAUCCAGCUGAUUCAAAGGCUUGGAAGCACUUAGAUGAGGAGUUCCCAUGGUUUGCAGAAGAUUAUCGAAAUGUCCGUCUUGGGUUGGCAAUAGAUGGAUUUAAUCCAUUUGGUAACAUAAGCAAAUGGAUUAUUGUUGGAAUUGGACUUAGGCAACCAAACCUAGUGAGUGGGCCAAAUAUUUAA